This is a messenger RNA of Durio zibethinus, 1215 nucleotides long. The record is from RefSeq and is a predicted model, not a curated record. Lineage: Eukaryota; Viridiplantae; Streptophyta; Magnoliopsida; Malvales; Malvaceae.
CAGCCUCUACAAAUAUUGCCCUGCCAUUGCACUAGACUUCAGUUUCUCAUAAGCCUCCCUUUAACGUCUAUCAUGCCUCAACGCAAGAACCCAUCAAUGUCUCUAACCCAUGUUCCCAUAUGUUCAGGCACCACCACAGCCAUGCCUAGGUCCAGUCAGAACGAGCUAUUCAUCGACCCACGGCUCGUGACUACACCAGACCUGGUCACUCCCAUCAUACCUAGUGCUGGUCCUCCCCUGGCCAAUGACCCAAGUUUUCAAUCAACAUGGCCUCACCGGGCUUGGGUGACAAGUGGGUGCAUCACACUGUUGAUUUCCCUAGCCAAGGCGAUAGUGGGUGCAGCCGAUUCACAUAUGUGGCUCGAAACUAUACUAGCAGGUUAUGUUGGGUACAUUUUAGCUGACCUUUUGAGCGGGAUAUACCAUUGGGUUAUUGACAAUUAUGGUGAUGCAUCAACUCCAAUUUUUGGUUCACAAAUUGCAGAUUUCCAGGGGCACCAUAAACAGCCCUGGAAUUUCACCAGGCAUCAGUUUGCUAAAAAUUUACAUGUACCGGCUCGUAGCGUAACUCUCUACAUGCUUCCUAUAGAUAUAUUUUGUAAUGAACCUGUUAUUCAAGGCUUUGUCAGCAUCUGUGCCGGUUGCAUCAUGUUCAGCCAACAAUUUCAUACUUGGUCUCAUACCACCAAGAGCAAGCUCCCUCCAUUGGUGGUGGCGCUACAAGAUGCCGGUGUCCUUUUGUCGCGGUCGCAACAUUCUGCACACCAUAGGCCACCGUAUAACAGUAACUAUUGCAUCGUCAGUGGAGUUUGGAAUAAACUUUUGGACAAAUACAAGGUUUUUGAGGCAUUGGAGAAGUUUAUAUUUUUCAAGCUCGGGGUAAGACCCAGGUCUUGGAGUGACCCUGGUGCUGAAUGGUAAUGAUCACAAUUAAAUCAUUAAUUUAUGGUAAUGAUCACAAUUAAUGUCAGUGGGUGCAAUGUACUGGACAUAAAUUAAUGGCCCGUCUCCUAUUGAAAAAAUAUAUUGAAUGGUAAUGAUCACAAUUAAGUAUCAUCUAAUAAGAAUUACAAGCAAACAUUGAAAUGACACAUUCCAUUGAUUUAUUUAUUAGACAAUCAUGGGCUUCUGCUGGAACAGCAUUACAUCGUUAGCAGAAAAGACUUUUGAAACCAACAUUUUGCAAGUAGAGGUACCAAAAACAUGUAUCACUUU